Choloepus didactylus (southern two-toed sloth) is the source of this 1650-nucleotide messenger RNA. It is a transcript of the gene LMOD2, whose product is annotated as leiomodin 2. Gene Ontology annotation, molecular function: actin binding; tropomyosin binding. Gene Ontology annotation, biological process: myofibril assembly; pointed-end actin filament capping; muscle contraction. Gene Ontology annotation, cellular component: striated muscle thin filament; myofibril. The coding region runs from base 1 to 1650 and encodes 549 amino acids. The transcript has 3 exons. The record is from RefSeq and is a predicted model, not a curated record. NCBI's taxonomy places the organism in Eukaryota, Metazoa, Chordata, Mammalia, Pilosa, Megalonychidae.
AUGUCUACCUUUGGCUACAGAAGAGGUCUAAGCAAAUAUGAGUCCAUCGAUGAGGACGAGCUCCUCGCUUCUCUGUCAGCUGAGGAGCUGAAGGAGCUAGAGAGGGAGUUGGAAGACAUUGAACCUGAUCACAGACUUCCUGUGGGGCUAAGGCAAAAGAGCCUGACCGAGAAAACACCCACGGGAACAUUCAGCAGAGAGGCACUGAUGGCCUAUUGGGAAAAGGAGUCCCAAAAACUCUUGGAGAAGGAGAGGCUGGGGGAGUGUGGAAAGGUAGAAGAAGACAAAGAGGAGAGUGAGGAAGAGCUUAUCUUUACUGAAAGUAACAGUGAGGUCUCCGAGGAGGUGUACACUGAAGAAGAGGAGCAGGGGGAGUCCCAGGAGGAAGAUGAGGAAGAAGAAACAGACAGCGAUGACGAAGAAAGAACAAUUGAGAAUGUGAAAGGUAUUAAUGGAUCUGUAAAUGAUGAUGGUGUUAAAUCCGACAACUCUAAGCCAACAACAUUUCGAAGUCAAUUAGAAAACAUAAAUCUGACCAACGGCCACAGUGGAAGGAACACAGAGUCACCUGCUGCUAUUCACCCUUGUGGGAAUCCUACGGUCAUUGAGGAGGCUUUGGAAAAGAUUAAAAACAAUGACCCUGACACCGUAGAAGUCAAUUUGAACAAUAUAGAAAACAUCACAACACAGACCCUUACUCGCUUUGCCGAAGCCCUCAAGGACAACACGACGGUGAAGACGUUCAGUCUGGCCAACACCCGAGCUGAUGACAGUGCGGCUAUGGCCAUUGCAGAAAUGCUCAAAGUCAAUGAGCACAUCACCAACAUAAACAUCGAAACCAACUUUAUAACGGGAAAGGGGAUCCUGGCCAUCAUGAAAGCCCUGCAGCACAACACGGUGCUCACCGAGCUGCGCUUCCACAACCAAAGGCACAUCAUGGGUAGCCAAGUGGAGAUGGAGAUAGUCAAGCUGCUGAAGGAGAACACAACACUGCUGAGGCUGGGCUACCAUUUCGAGCUCCCAGGACCAAGAAUGAGCAUGACAAGCAUUUUGACAAGAAAUAUGGAUAAACAGAGGCAAAAGCGGAUGCAGGAGCAGAAACAGCAAGAGGGAUAUAAUGGAGGAUCUAAUCUUAGGACCAAAGUCUGGCAAAGAGGAACACCUGGCUCUUCACCUUAUGCAUCACCCAGGCACUCUCCCUGGUCAUCCCCCAAACUCCCCAAGAAAAUCCAAACUGCAAGGAACCAUGCUCCGUCUCCUGUAGCCACACCCCCUCCUCCUCCACCACCCCCUCCACCCCAAGUGCUGCCACCACCACCACCUCCUCCACCACCACCUCCUCCUCCUCCACUCCCAGAGAAAAAGUUGAUCACUCGAAACAUUGCAGAAGUCAUCAAACAACAGGAGAGUGCCCAACGGGCCUUACAAAAUGGACAGAAGAAGAAGAAAGGGAAAAAGGUUAAGAAACAGCCAAACAAUAUCCUAAAGGAAAUAAAAAAUUCUCUGAAGUCAGUGCAAGAGAAGAAAAUGGAAGACAGUUCUCGACCUUCUACUCCACAGAGAUCAGCUCAUGACAAUCUUAUGGAAGCAAUCAGAGGAAGCAGCAUAAGACAGCUAAGGCGGGUGGAAGUUCCAGAAGCUCUGCGAUAA